Messenger RNA from Zymoseptoria tritici IPO323, 1371 nucleotides. RefSeq lists its product as uncharacterized. The transcript is spliced from 2 exons. Lineage: Eukaryota; Fungi; Ascomycota; Dothideomycetes; Mycosphaerellales; Mycosphaerellaceae. The record is from RefSeq and is a predicted model, not a curated record. The coding region runs from base 1 to 1371 and encodes 456 amino acids.
AUGUCUUAUCAUGAGCAGCAUAAUACCCGCAUCGAAGGAGCGACCAAAAGGAAGCGAUCAAGUCAGGAGUCAUCAUUUGAGGACAUUGCUUGGACAGCAGCGAGAUGCAAUCGACUACUACGAACCAUCACACAAAGGACCACGGCAUUACGCAGACUCUUGGAUACUUGCGCUAGAAAUGAUGGAAAGACUGCAAAGAGGGAUCCUCUUCGAGAGAAACGACCGGAUGAACAUUGGUCCACGACAGAUCCGGUCUGGCUACCGGAUGGCAAACGGAAGGCACCCAGCCGAACCUAUGCAGCGAAGCCCAAGCUGGACAAGAAUGCAGCGCAGAAGACUUCGUUGAAGAUUACAUCUACCGGACUCGCCUUUCCCAGUCCGUUCGUGCGGCGUAUUGGGAGCAGUCAUCCACUCGAAUAUACCGGCAGUCCAGUGGCAGCUCUUCGUGAACGACCCCCGCCAGCUCAACGAUCAAGGCAGCUGCCCAUAAAACCCGAGUCUCGUAUCAAAGAGGCCGAGCAGGGACUAGUGACCGCGUUCACCUGUCUUCUCGCCGUGACUUCGCAGCGUGAGCCUUCUCGAAGUGCUGGAGCCAGCUCGUUGAUGAGCAUGUGCCUUCGACAAGUCCCAGCCUAUGUCGAGCUGAACGCAGAGUUUGAAAGUGGCGAAGACUUUACGUCUGAGAUCUUCUCCUACCUUGAGCAGUUUGGAGUACGACAAGAUGGAGGCUGGGCAGGUUUGAGGGAAGUGGUGCGCAGUCAGGCCGUGCGUAUCAUUCGUGCUGCUUUUGUGGAAGGCGUGGUCUUGGAAGGCACAAUCGGCCAAUUGAUUGAAGUUUGCGGCGAACAGUCGGCGAUUCUGGAGGGCCAUCAACUUUUGCAGACUUGGCUGGAGACGACCGAGCCUCUGAAUUCAGGACACUCUGGGGCGUUGAGUACUUUUGGCCGCCAGCACCAGUGUCGGGAGCUUACAUUUCGGACGAUACACGUUCUUGGUCGUCGCAAACCCGCGCAGUUGGCGAUGCUCAGUAAGAGCUCCGAGUUCUGGAAAGAUCUCCUACGUUCGCUUUCUGGAAGCUCAGGACAUCAUGCGGCUGAUCUGCUUGCACAUUACGUCCGACACAUCCUAGAGCAAAAGGGCGAUGCAUCAUCAAGCAUCACUGAUGGUGUAAGGGAGAUGAUCUUCAAGUUGACCGCCAUGGCCGCUUCUUCCGCGUUACUCGACCGCAAGGAUGCAUUCAUUCAUCGGACCGUAUCCCGUCUUGCUGCCGAUGCCACAUAUUCCUUCUUCGAGCAGAGAGAGCGAGCAAGCAUACAUCGAGAUAUUCAUCCGUUGAUAUCGACUUACAAAGGCAUCUAUCCCUACCUCUGA